This is a messenger RNA of Punica granatum (pomegranate), 3445 nucleotides long. The record is from RefSeq and is a predicted model, not a curated record. NCBI's taxonomy places the organism in Eukaryota, Viridiplantae, Streptophyta, Magnoliopsida, Myrtales, Lythraceae.
CGACCCGAAUGCUGCGGAUCUGUCAGAAAUUCGCCGGAAGUCGAUCGCUCCAGGUGAGCUCUCCAUUGGGUUCGUUGGACAAUUCUUCUCAGUCCCCAGUAAUUUUAUCUUUUCCGGCUGUCGGAGCAAAUCCGUUCGUUGCUUCCGAGCUGAGGUCGGAGUUAUUGCAAUUCAAGCGGCUGAAAUGCUCGCCAUGAGUUAGAAUUUCCCCAAAUCUGCCGGGGGGUCCGAUCAAUCGCCACUCCGGGUGUCAGCUCGCCGGGGAUCACCUCGACGGCCGGGAGCUAUGGACCCCUCCAUCAUGAAGCUCCUCGAGGAAGACGAGGACGAAUCGAUGCAUUCGGGGGCUGAUGUCGACGCGUUCCAGGCUGCUCUGAAUCGAGAUAUAGGUGGAGACACCUCCACUUCUCUGCCUCAUGCUUCGGGAUGGCAAUCUACUAUGACAGAUGAAAAUCCCAAUCAUCAAGCUCAACAAGACCAAGGAGAUGCACAUCAUCGGGAGCAGCUCUUAUCAGAAAUGGAGCAGAAACAGCAUGGUGAUCCCCCACAGAAUAUUGCCCCUGAAGCCAAUCACCAACUUUUGCAUCAGAAACAGUCCCAGGACGAAAAUCAACAGCGACUGAGUGAACGAAUUCCUCACCAGAUUCCACAAAUGACAGGGAUGCACGUAUCAGAGAAGACCUCAAUUCCCAUGAGCGGUUCGGACAGGACGCAUGCUCCUGAGAGCGAACCGCAGUACUUAAAAUUGCAGAAGAUGAGCAAUCAACAGGCAAUGGCCUCUGAUCAAGCAAAUAAUCGUCCGAAUCGCCUUAAACAAGUGCCUUUUGCACUGUUGUUGCCUGUUAUCUUACCUCAACUUGACAAAGACAGAGCCAUGCAACUUCAGACUCUUUACGUGAAACUGAAAAAAAAUGAGAUACCCAAAGAAGGAUUUGUAAGAAUUAUGAGAGGAAUUGUCGGGGAUCAAAUGCUCAAGUUGGCGGUGACAAAGAUGCAACAGGCGGGUCCCCACCAAUUCCAUAUGCAAGGUGAAGCUUCAGCAUUGCAGAACCAUCCAAGAAUGCAAUCUGCUCCCCCUGCAAAGUUCAGUGAGUCAACAGGCCAAGAUAGGGAAAAUUCCUCAGCACCAAUACAAGGACUUAACAAGCAGCAGCAACAACAACAACAUCCACAGAAUAUCCAGACGUCAUUUCCUAUGUAUGGAAGUGGAGGUUCUUACCAUCCAUUUGGUGGGACGAAUGUCAGCGGUUCUGCAUCAUCUAUCAAGUCUCAACCUCACGACUUUCAAAUGAAGCAAAUGUCUAAUCAUCAAAAUAUGGGUCCAAGUCAGACAGGAGGCAUAGGUCAAGCCAUGAGUGCUCCAGGUGGGCCUAAAUUUGAAAGGCCAAAUUCUAUUAACGAUCCAAAAAGGAUGCAGAGCGGCUCUUACUCUCCUUUUACUAACAAUGUACCCUCGCCACAAGGUUCAACCCCUUGGAAAUCAUCAAUAAAUAAAGAUCAAACUUCUGGCCCUUUCUCAUCAUCGUCUUAUGAGUCAACUGAUCAGUCUGCUGGACAGACUGAACCGAAAUUUCCAUUAUCAGGAACUUCAAAGGACAAUUCUCUAGAGCCGCAAUCCCCUGGAAUGAGUUUCUUGAAUGCUGCGAGCACUGGCUCUUCACUUGCAGAAUCUCUCCCUAUAGCAUCUUCUGAGGACCCAAAUGUCCAGGUAGGGUCCCGGUUAACAACUUCACCCGGAGGAAAUUCGAGAACACCUUCCAAAAAGCCUUCUAUUGGCCAGAAAAAACCACUUGAAUCACUUGGUUCUUCACCGCCCUCAAGUAAGAAGCAAAAAGUAUCCGGAGCCUUUGCAGAUCAGAGCAUUGAACAACUCAUUGAUGUGACUGCUGUUAGUGGCGUGAAUCUCAGGGAAGAGGAGGAACAACUCUUUUCUGGGCCCAAGGAAGACAGCCGAGCUUCAGAAGCAUCGAGGAGAGUUGUGCAAGAAGAAGAGGAAGCACUCAUCUUACAGAGAGCUCCCCUACAGAAAAAAAUCGCAGAGAUCAUGAGCAAAUGUGGGGUCAAGAAUAUUGGCAAUGAUGUGGAGCGAUGCCUCUCACUGGUUAGGUGUAUGCAUAUUCGUUGUUGUUUGCACAUUUUUAUAUUUUCUCAUGCAAAUAUGAAACUGAUUUUUCAGUGCGUAGAGGAAAGGAUGCGGGGACUUCUGUGCAAUUUGAUCAGACUUUCAAAACAGAGGGUGGAUACUGAGAAGUCUAGGCACCGCACAAUCAUUACCUCAGAUGUUCGCCAUCAGCUUACAAUAUUGAAUCGAAAAGCCAGGGAAGAAUGGGAGAAAAAGCAGGCAGAUGCAGAAAAAUUACGGAAACUUAGUGAGCCAGAAGGUAGUAAUGCAGCUGAUGGCGAUAAAGAGAAGAACGAAGGCCGUGGGAAAGUGGUUAAGGCAAACAAAGAAGAAGAUGACAAGAUGAGAACGACAGCUGCAAAUGUUGCUGCACGAGCUGCUGUUGGAGGAGACGAUAUGUUGUCGAAAUGGCAACUGAUGGCUGAACAAGCCAGGCAGAAACGCGAGGGGGGAAAUGAAGGGGCAUCAGGCUCCCAGCACAGUAAAGAUUCUAACCGUAAGUCCACUUCAGCAUCUGGUAGGAGUGGGAAGGAGCUUCAGGAAUCAGGAAAACGGGGGCAAUCAGCUUCUGCAGGGGUUAUGAGAAAAUUCAGGAGAAGCCAUGGGGUUCCAUCUCAACCUAGAAUAGCGCGUACCAUCUCUAUUAAGGAUAUGAUUGCUGUCCUCGAAAGGGAGCCUCAGAUGUCCAAGUCAAGUCUGAUAUACCGCCUCUAUGAUAAAGUCCAUUCUGACACUGCUGCUGACUAAUCCGUGGGCGAUGAAUCACCCAAAAGUUGAUAUGGCGUUGCUUUUCUGCCCUGUAAAUGCUGUGCAGGUGAAGAAAACACUUGGUUCGAACUAAUUAAGCCUCGGCGAUGGGUGAUGCCUCGUGUUCCUGCCUGUCUUUAAAGCGUGAAUUAUGGUUCUCCCAUGUGUAUCAGAUGAGGUUUGGGCUAUCUAUCAUGGACUGCUCUCUUCUAAUCUAACUCGUCCCUACUGAUCCUGCUGGGGUCUUCACUGAUGCGAUAAUUGGAGCUCCAAUGCGGUUAAUGUCAAGAAGGGGAAGGAAGCUGCCAAAGCCGAUACUGCUCAUAGUCCGUCCUUACUGCGUUUGCGUAUGUAUGAUAAUCUGAGCCGAUUGCUCCAAUUGUGAGAACUCCAUCAGGCUGAAAGAUGUUAUUGUGCCAAUGUGUCCAGAGCUUCCUCUGUAAUAUGUGACUGUUCCUUGUUUAUGUAUAUAGAGAUUGUGGAUGCUCCCCUGUUCACACGAUAAGCUGAUAAUGCUUGGUUGGUUGUUGCUAUAAAUUACUCGAGAUCGGAAAAAAGCAACUAUAUUGUACUCUA